Eufriesea mexicana is the source of this 2100-nucleotide messenger RNA. RefSeq names its product bHLH transcription factor single-minded (gene sim). Gene Ontology annotation, molecular function: DNA-binding transcription factor activity, RNA polymerase II-specific; RNA polymerase II transcription regulatory region sequence-specific DNA binding; protein dimerization activity. Lineage: Eukaryota; Metazoa; Arthropoda; Insecta; Hymenoptera; Apidae. Gene Ontology annotation, biological process: regulation of transcription by RNA polymerase II. The coding region runs from base 16 to 2100 and encodes 694 amino acids. The transcript is spliced from 8 exons. The record is from RefSeq and is a predicted model, not a curated record.
CCGCAGGAAGUCGUAAUGAAGGAGAAAAGCAAGAAAGCAGCACGAGUCCGCCGCGACCGGGAGAACCAAGAAUUUUUUAAGCUUGGAAAGCUUUUGCCUGUACCUGCCGCCCUCACCGAGCAAAUGGAUAAGGCCAGCGUCAUUCGAUUGACGACCAGUUAUUUAAAGAUGCGAGCGUUGUUCCCGCAUGGGCUCGGAGAAGAAUGGGGCGCUUCGCAGCCAGCCAACAUCUCCCUGCAAUUCGCCCUCAAGGAGGUGACUAGUUAUAUUUUGCAAGCCUUGGACGGUUUCGUGUUCGUCCUGGCUCCCGAUGGAAAAAUCAUGUACAUAAGCGAAACUGCCAGCGUGCAUCUGGGAAUGGCACAGGUGGAAUUAACGGGGAACAGUAUCUUCGAGUACAUCUGCCAAAACGAUCACGCGGAAAUGAUGUCGGUCCUAAACCUACCUCAGAGUCCUGCAGACCUCGCUGGUUUCACGUUUCCGCCUGCAAACUCGAGGGAUGAAAUCGAACUGGAACGCGUUUUUAUCCUGAGGAUGAAGUGUAAUCUGGCGAAGAGGUGCGCGGGUCUCGUCAACGAGGGAUACAAGGUGAUACACUGUUCCGGCUAUCUAAGGUGCAUCGUCGAGGGCCCAGUAGGCUCGGAAUACGAAGAUGGCGCUGGCCUGCCAUGUAUUCGCAAAGUGGGCCUGUUGGCGGUGGGUCAUUCGCUACCGGGACGUUGUCACACGGAAAUCAAGCUGUACCAGAACAUGUUCAUGUUCCGUGCGUCGUUGGACCUGAAGUUGAUCUUCGUCGACGGCAACGUAUCGCAAUUCACCGGCUACGAUCCUCCUGAUCUCAUCGAGAAGACGCUGUACCAUUACGUGCACGGGUGCGACAUGAUGCAGCUGAAAUACGCUCACGAAACGUUAUUGUUCAAGGGACAGGUGAUAACCAAGUACUACAGGUUUCUAACGAAAUCGGGAGGAUGGGUCUGGAUGCAGUCAUACGUCACGAUCGUGCACAACUCCCGAAGUUCCCGACCACACUGUAUCGUGUCGGUGAACUACGUAUUGACGAAACCAGAGAACACGGACAUACUGUUGAGCUGCGAGCAAAAGUCCUUCUGCUCGAACCCAAGCAAUCCGCCCAGCACCCCACUGUCCACGCCGACCACCAGUGGUAGCGUGAACGAGUUGGACAAUCGCAGUCCCAGUUCACCGGCGUAUCGAAACAGAUCGAAGGAAUCGCCUGACAACGAUUACGCGAACGGUGCCACAUAUCCUAGACCGGAGUACGUUGAUCUGACGAAUCACAAUCACUAUCUGUCACCGUCUUAUCAGCCUCAGAACGUGAACAGCAGCUCCCACGAGGACAAUCUCAAGUACAACUCCGACUGGUUCUAUCAAUAUGGAGAAAUGCACCAAGAUCCCCUCGCCGCGGUUCCGCAGCAACAAGAAGCGCAGCAUCCUCACCCCCUGCAUCACGCCAACUCCCCGUCUAACCUGCAGCAACAUAGCCCCCAAAACGCUCAGCCGAAACAUCAGCAUUCCACUCACCUAUUGGAUCACCCGACACCUCCGGCAAGUCUGUCACAGCCGCAACCACAGCCACAGCCACAGCAACCACCGCCGCAGCAACAACAACACAGUCCUCAAAGUAACCAGCAGAACAGACCUUACUCCACCUCGUCGAGUUCCUGUUCCAGUGCAGACGCCAUGGAUAAUCAUUUACCGAGCACCCUGAGCGUGUACUCUCUACCACACGGUUAUCAUCCUUACUACCAUCCCUACAUGCCCGACUCGGCGCCGUCGAACUUGAACGAAGUCGGUGGCGUGAUCAUGUACCCUAAUUGCAGCCUGAACAACGAAACUCACAACGCGACUGCGAGUACCAGUGCUUCGAACAACGUCCAACAUUACGAAUCCUCGUAUCAACCUCAUCUGAGUCACUACAACACCAACAACAACCCUGCAAAACACUCGUACCAUCACCAAGAACCAACGCCGCCUGGGUACACCAGCGUGAUCGUGGACUCGCAGCAGUACAGCCCCAGCUCUGUGCAAGAUCUCAUUCAUUAUCAGCAUCAUUACGAAGCGCCUCACCAAUUCGUUCACUGA